Molecule: messenger RNA, 1286 nt
Organism: Cyprinodon tularosa
Lineage: Eukaryota; Metazoa; Chordata; Actinopteri; Cyprinodontiformes; Cyprinodontidae
Product: GTPase IMAP family member 7-like
Exons: 3
Coding region: 53-1123 (356 amino acids)
Molecular function (GO): GTP binding
Source: RefSeq, a predicted model, not a curated record
CAGACUUUAGUAGUGUUAGUUGUACUCUUAGAGCUGAUGCACACCUGGGUGGAUGAUGGCAGACAACUACCAGUAUCGUGUUUUCAUUAAGAGUAACAGCAUUCUCUCAGAUGAAAAAAAGAAGAAAAUAGAAAAUUAUUUACAAGUUCGGCGCAGAUCUGGAGGAGGAGAAUGUGGACCACUGACAGCUGUGGCUGAUGACACCUACUGUGUAGCCUUUAAAGAUCCAAAAGCACAACAAGAGGUACUGGAAAGACGUGAGCACACAGUAGAGCUUUCAGAUGGUCCUCUGGUGUUUAUUGUCAGCCCACCAACUCCAGACUUCACAAGAAGAAUCGUGAUUUUGGGAAAAACUGGAUCGGGAAAAAGCAGCCUUGCAAACACCUUGUUUGGGAAGGAUGUGUGUAAACCAAAUCAUUCUGCAGUAUCUGGAACACAAAAAUGUGAAGCAGUAAAAGGAACAGUCAAUGGGAAAAGCAUAAAACUCAUUGACACUCCUGGUUUUUUUGACACAGUUAGAAGUGACAGUGAGAUGAAGAAUGAAAUCUUAAAAUGUUUUAUUGAGAGUAUUCCUGGUCCUCAUGUUUUCAUAAUUGUACUCAGAGUGAGUAAAUACACACAGCAAGAGAAGGAGAUCAUUAAGAAGAUGACUGAUUAUUUCUCGGAAGAGGCUCUAAAGUUCACCACAGUGCUUUUUACUCAUGGUGACCAGCUGCCCGAAGGAACAACAAUUGAGGAGUUUGUCUGUAAGAGCAAAGAUUUAGAUGAACUUGUAAAGACAUGUGGAGGCCGCUGCAACGUCAUUGAUAAUAGAUACUGGAAGACGACUCAGGAUGGCUACAGAAACAAUCAGUUCCAGGUUAAAGAGCUUUUAAACACGGUAGACAGGGUUAUUGAGGAGAACAGUGGUCAGCCCUACACCAAAGAGAUGCUGCAGGACUUAAACACAGAUAUAGAAAAAGAGCAGGAACGCAUUAAGGCAGAAAGUCCUCAUCUUGCACAAAAUGAGAUUGAAGAAAAGGCUAAAGCUGUGGUCCAGCUGAACUGGGCCCAGAAAUGUUUAAAGGCCACUACAGAUGUCUUGCUUAAAUCAUUUCUGAGCGGUGGCUCCUACUACUACUGAGGACAGCGGAGCAAAUACAUCUGGGAGUAAGGACAGGUGUUAGAUUAGCAGGUCCAAUCAGUAAAACCGGAUUAGUUGGAGAAAUAGGUCAGUCUGGAAAGGAAGAAAAGCUUCAGCAUAAAAAAGUAGCUGCAGUAGAAGAAGCAGUUGGAGGAGUUGGAAA